UUCAGGGCCCCCCCGGGACAGUUUUGGGCUCUCCCCGGAUUUUUGGGUCCCCCUAAAUGCCAAAAAUGUGAAUUUUGGGUGUCCCCCCUCACGGCGUUUUUUGGGAUCCCCCUCCCCCGAAUUUUUGGGACCCUCCCCCAGAGUUUUUGGGACCCCUCAGGACAAUUUUUGGCCUCCCCCCCAGAUUUUUGGGACCCCCACAUUUUUUUGGGUCUCCCCAAUGCAAUUUUGGGACACCCCCCAAAUUGCAAUUUUUGGUUUCCCCCUGUGGGAUUUUUUUGCCCUCCCCCGCCCCCCCUCAGGCGCUUUUUUGGGCCGUUCCGCUUUUUGGGGCUCCCCCCCGCCCCCACAAUGGGAAAACCCAGCGCGGCGGGGGCGGGGUCUCAUUAACAUAAUUAGCUGCUUAAUUCCCCCCUAUAAUUAGAUCAUAAUAAUUAACGAGCUGAUUAACUGAGCUGUUAAUUAAGGGCUGGCUCAUUAAUUGGGGGGGGGGCAGCUGUAAAGUUUGAGGGAGGGGAGAGCGGCCGGGGACCCCCCCAUCCCCUCCCGCGGUGGUUCCGGUCUCGGUUCCGUUUCCGGUUCCGGGGGGAGUCCCAGUGCCGGGGCCGCCCCGUGCGGGGGCCGGGGGGGCUCUUAAAGGUUCCGGGGGGGGCCUGGCCCGGUCAGAGCCGCCAUGGCCGGGCCCCCCCCGCGCCCCCCCCGGGCCCGCGGCGUUUCUGUCGCCUCUGUCACCGUUCCCGGUGUCGCCUCUGUCACCGUCACCGUUCCCGGUGUCGCGGGUGUGGCGCUGCUGCUGCUGCUGCUGGUGCUGCCCGCGGGGGCCACGCGGUUGCCCCGACAGGACCUCCCAGAGACGCCGCCCCCACCAAUACCCGGGCCCCCCCCGCAGGUGACACGAGGGGACAAACCGGCUGCGCACGUUGUGGCCUCUCCAUGGCCGUCCUCCCGCGGCUCCCUGCGCUGGCAGGCGGGCGUGGCGCCGGCGCUGGUGCGGAACGGAGUGCGCCUGCGCGGGAACCGCCUGGUGGUGCCCCGGGACGGGCUCUACUUCGUCUACGCCUCGGCCGCGUUCUCGGGCGGGCGCUGCGGGCCCGGGAGCGCCCCCAGGCGGCCGCUCCGCUUGGCGGUGUCGCGGCUCUCGCGAGAGUACCCGCGGGAUGUGCCGCUGCUCCGCGCCGCCCGCUCCGUGUGCCCGCCCGGGGGGCUCGGGGGGCUCUGGGCAGAGACCCUGUACCAGGGCGCCGUGUUCCAGCUGCGCCGCGGGGACCGCCUGGCCGCCACCACCUCGGCCGGCCGCUUCCUGGACCUGCACGGCGCCGGGCACGCCUAUUCUCGUUCCCCCCCAGUUCCCUCCCAGUGUCCCCAGUUCCCCCGCUCGGUGGGCGUGGCUCCCGUUUCCACGGCAACCAGCGCCGCCAUCCCUCCCGUCCGCCAGGGGGCGCCGCAGCGCCGCCGCCAGAUGACGUCACCUCCAGGACCGCUCCACUCCGCGGGGGGGGCGCGCUUUCCCUCCCUCCCUCCGCACAGCAUUGGUCUCGCCCGCUCGGCUCCCUCAGCCAAUGGCGGCGCGUCCCCGCGUCGGCCCCGCCCCUCCCUGCGCGCGGCGCGGCCCGAGGCGCGCGCGGCGCAUGCGCGGAGGCCCCGCGGGCCCUGUGUCGGAGGGAGGGAGGGAGGGGGGGGGCAGCGGAAUCCGCCGCCAUCCGGCGCCCGCCCGCCCCGCCCGCCGCCCCCGAGCGCGGAGCCGCCGACGCGGAGCCCGCCCGGGGCGGACAGGUCCCGGUGCGGCCGAUGCGGCGCCAUGAGCGAUCGGGCUGCGCGGGGCCGGCGCUACAACUGCCUGAGCCUCAGUGAGAGCUACCGGGGGCGGCCGCUCGAGCCCCCCCGCGCCGCCGGCGCCCCCCGCCAUGGGCUGCAGAGCCUGGGCAAGGUGCCCACCCGGCGGAUGCCGCCCCCCGCGCACCUGCCCAGCCUGAAGGCCGAGAACAAAGGCAACGACCCCAACGUGGCCCUGGUGCCCCGCGACGGCUCGGGAUGGGCGA
Molecule: messenger RNA, 2039 nt
Organism: Zonotrichia leucophrys gambelii
Lineage: Eukaryota; Metazoa; Chordata; Aves; Passeriformes; Passerellidae
Exons: 7
Biological process (GO): immune response; cell differentiation
Cellular component (GO): membrane
Molecular function (GO): tumor necrosis factor receptor binding
Source: RefSeq, a predicted model, not a curated record